AUGGUGACGGACUGGAGGGCGGAGUACGCGAAGGCGGCGGCGCUGCAGGCGGACGAAGGCGCCUCUGCAGCUGCUUCCUCAGCGCAGCAGCAGCAGCAGAAGACAGCAGAGAACGGCGUGCUGGCGUUCGUGGACCUGUUGCUGACUGAAGAAGGCGGCGAGUGGUGGACCAAGCUCCAGCGUCAGGCCAAACGCGCCGCCAAGCAGAGUGAUGGUCUAGAGGUUGAACCGCUGCAGGAGGAGGACAAGAAGCAACUCACGGCGCUGAAGAAGCGGCUGACGAAGGUGGGCAGUGAGCUGCUGGUGAAGGUGCCGGAGCUGAACGCGUCCAAGGACGCGCCGCGCUCAGCCAAAGUGCGCGUGCUGCAAUUGCAGCUCGUGUGCCGCAUGCUGUGCUACGGCACGCUGACUAAGAAGAAGAAGCAGGAGAAGAAGACGAUGAAGAAGGAGAUCAGAGGACUGCUGGAUCGUGUGGCGCUGCUGUUGGAUGCGGCUAACCCGCCGUCGCUGGCGGAUGAAGACGCGGAUGAGCGCUCGCCGUUCCAGGAGUUCCUGCAGCAGCAAUUGGCCCCCAGAUUGAAGCUGCUGCUGCCGGAGCUGAUGCAGUACUUGUUGAAGGUUUACGAGCUGGAAGAGGAGGAAGAGGUCAAGGAUGACCAGGAGACGGAUGCUGCCAGUGCCAUGCUCCCUCCUCCUCCUAUCGAGAUACCGGCGUCUGGUACUAGUAUCCUGUCGGCUUUGCGUCAAGAGCGACCUGCGAAGCGGCCACUCCCGGAUGCGACUGGGCUGUUCAAGGAAGUCCAGCUGCCUCAGCAAUUGCAGCGACAACAAUCGCAGUCACGGCCGCGGAAAUCCAGACGAGUGGCGCUAGAUUUUGCCGGCGCGGCAUCCCUCGAAAAGGCUCGUCUAGCUUUGAGCGCUCGGAAGCCUGGCGAUUCCGACUUGCUGCGUCGUGCCGCAAUAACUUCAAGCGCAAAGGGACCCACGGCGCCUUUACUCCACCGUGCCAUAUCGGAGCGCUCCCACUUCAUCGGAAGCCAAGCUGGAGUAAGGUCGUCGCCAGGUGCUGCUGCACAAAGUACAGGGACAGCUGCCGCAGGCAGAACCCAGUCUCCCCCACUGCGUCGUGCUGCGACCACUUCGUCUGUGGUGAUGCGUACGCCUGAUAGACCAAAGCGAUCGGCUGCACGAACCACGAGGCGGGUCUUGGUUGAAGCCUCGCCUCCUCUCCGCAGACCGAGUGGAUCUGGAGCCGCGGCACCUCGACUCCUUCAGCCCAAGGCUUCACGAACAGGAUCCACCCCUCCACCUCUUUUCCGGUGA
This is a messenger RNA of Phytophthora sojae, 1323 nucleotides long. RefSeq lists its product as hypothetical. The transcript has 3 exons. Bases 1 to 1323 code for a protein of 440 amino acids. The record is from RefSeq and is a predicted model, not a curated record. NCBI's taxonomy places the organism in Eukaryota, Oomycota, Peronosporomycetes, Peronosporales, Peronosporaceae.